Cataglyphis hispanica is the source of this 3900-nucleotide messenger RNA. RefSeq lists its product as uncharacterized. The transcript has 12 exons. The coding region runs from base 100 to 3792 and encodes 1230 amino acids. The record is from RefSeq and is a predicted model, not a curated record. NCBI's taxonomy places the organism in Eukaryota, Metazoa, Arthropoda, Insecta, Hymenoptera, Formicidae.
GGCAUCUUCUGAACACACUUUUUGGCGCGUUCAGUAGAGAAGCAUUCAGUUAUUAUUCGAGCAUCAAAACAAACGCGACCGGUAUAUUUUAUUAAUGUUAUGGCCAACAGUGCUGAGGUUACAUUUGAGGAUUUUCAAACAAACGAACGUUUCAAAAAACUAGAGCGCUCCUUGAAACUAGCUAUACUGAAAAAGACACAUAGCAAGAGUGUAAAUAAGAAAGAAAUGUUGCCUCCUGCGAUAGCUAGCUCCAGCAUUUCCAGCAUCAAUGUGGAUAGUAUGAAUUCCAGUUACGUGACUCCAUCAUUACAUACUUCGGUUAAGAGCGAAGUCUUGGCUUCCAGUAAUAAUCUGAGAAACUUAUGUUCGACAAAGAGGAAUUGUAAAACCAACCGAGAAAUAAUGGCUACGUCCAGCGUUAAACAGGAUGAUUGCAAUGAUCGACUUGUUAUGCCACCUCCAAUGAAAAACACAGUUUAUCGUAUUUCCAAACAAACACAAGACAAUGUUCCUACAUUGCCGAAUUGCAAAACAGUAGUGUCAAAUCCGCUUAAUAGAUCUGUUCAGUCUUCUACAGUAAAUACUUUUUCAUUGAGUGCUGCUAGUCAUAUAUCUGCUAAUACAAAUACUAGCAAAGAAUAUCCAUAUCCUUUUGUUGCACCAACAAUAGCUGCCAUUGAUCCUCAAAGGGUUAACAGAUCAUUUUCAAGAUGGAGAGUUAUGCUGAAUGAUAAUUAUGAAUUAAUAAUUAAAGGAACAUUAGAAUGCAUUUUGGUUACCAGUGGAAGAGUUGCAUAUAGCAAACCAGUCAUAAGGAGAUACAAUGCGACAUGUGUUGAGUCAAAAUAUAAAUAUAAAUAUAAUCUUGAAGGAAAUAUUGUUGAUGAAAGAAAUGUAUUACCGGAUUAUAUUCGCGGAAAAUUUUAUAAUGGUUUUCCUGAUGAUUGGGAGAAUGUUUAUCAGAUAUGGAGAACAUAUCUCAGCCAAGGAUGUCCAGUGACAUUUCGUUGGCCUACUCCUAUCACUGAUAGUGAUGAUGACUUAAAAAGUGAAUUAACAGAAUUGACUUAUAUAUGCACAAAAAAUGAAAAGGAUAUUUUUAAGGAACCUUGUGAAUCAUUUAAAUAUUCUAGCAAUAAGUUUGGAAAUCCAAGUGAAAAUGAUCAAAUGAAAUCUUCAAAAAAGAAAAGAAAAUAUAAUUGUUCCACUCACAGUUUCCAAAACUGUAAGGAAAACACUUCACUUGUAAAACCUCUUAUUUCCCAAAAAGAUAUAAUUCCAAUUGUGCAAACAAAGAACAUGAAAUCAACAUGUGAUAUGGAUAAUGAACAAAAUACUGAAUUGAAUGUAAAUCCAGUAUACAGUUUUAGGGGAAUGAAUAAAUUAAAAGAUAUCAUUCACGAGGAUAAAUUGAAAAUAAUUAUUGACAAUUUGGCAGACAGAAAUUGUUCUCCAAAGUAUAUCGACAAAGUUAUUGAGCUGUUUAAUUGCUUGGACUAUACAGAAUAUUAUAGAACGAAAUCAGAAUGUGAUUAUAACUCAGCGAUUUCUGCGAAUCAUGAAACAUCAUGCAAACAGGAAAUGCUGCAAGCGAAUCUUGCAUGUGAUAACAAUCAUACAGAUAACAAGUUUGAAAAUGAACUAAAGGAAAAAGGGAAAAAUUACAGGAACUCCAUCAAUCUAAGAGAUAGAAGUAUAAAUAAUGAUUCUAAUCUUACUCAGUUAUCGAAUCCAAUAAAUGUUAAGCCAAAAUAUGAUGGUAACAAUGACUCGGAUGAAUCAGAGAGCCUGACUUAUGUAGGUGUACCUAAAAUAUCGAUUGAACGAGUUUUACAUAGCAGAAAAGCAUCCAGAAAAAUAUAUAAACAUAAAAUAAGGAAGAAAUCAGCAAAUUCACGCAAUAUCAAAGGAAUCGAAUAUGAGUUUGAAUCUGCUCCCACGAUGAUUCCAAUGGCUAACAAAAUGGCUAAAAAGAGUUUACUUUCUGAUGAAUCUUGUAUUAGUAUCACGGAAGAUCAAGUCCAAGAUGAAAUAGAUAUGGCAAAAUAUCAUAAAAUAAAAAACAUUGCUCAAAGAUCACAAGAAGAUUCUUUUAAUAGCCAUCUGAUGAGGAAUAAUUUCGAUGUAUAUGAUACAAACAACCCUGCAAUACAAAAUAAACAAUCAUUCAAUCCUUUUCAGACACAAAAAAUUAACUUGAAUGCCUCUAUAAAGGAACAGGAAAUUUCGCACAAAGUUGAAAAAAAUGCACAUUCGCAAUUUAUUGCAGAUAUCGAUUACGCUUCCAAUUCUGACAUUGAUGUUGAAAUUAUAAGCACAAGUACGCGGAAAACAGAUGAAAAUAUGGUAGCUUUGCAUUCUAAUCUGGAUCAAGAUAUUGUGAUCAGUAGCGAGAGUAAUAAUAACUUCUCCAAAAAACCUUUCAUCUUUCAAGCAUCACAUAGAGAAUAUAUCGGACAAUCAAAAAACGAGAUUGCGAUGAAAAAAUCCAAAACUAACAUAACCAGUUUGAAGCCGGUAAAUCUGAAGUUAAAAAUAAAAGAAGCAGAUUCUAAGUCAGAACAAUUACAACCUUUGGAUGUGCAUAUUGUAGAAACUGAAAAAGACAAACAAUACUUCAAUAUUCAGCCAUUGGAAGAGAUUUGCAAAAACAAAUUAGUAUCGAAAACGUCAAUCGCUACAACAAAAGAAAUUAUCGCAAAUGAUUCUCAUUCGAAAACGAUAGAGAUCGAAAAAGCCAACAAUAAAAAAAAGAUCUAUCUAACAACGAACAAGAAAAAUGAAUCGAAUAUAAAUUCCACUAAUUUGACAAAUGCAGCAACAGAACAAUCUAAAAGCAAUAAGCUUGAAAUUAAAAAUAAUUCUAAAGUGCUGAGCGCAUGGAUGCCGAAAGUAAUAUAUUAUGCGAAAUCGAAAUCUGAAUUAGGCUUGAUAUUUGAAGGAAAAUUGCUCAAUGAACUUGGUCAUGUCAUGCAGAGAAAAUUUACGACUGAUAUUGUAUUGAAGCGAUUAUCAGCUACACUGAUCGAAACAGUGAAUCACGAAUUCUAUGAGCUUGUUGGAUGCUUGAAUGACAAUGAGCAUGUUAUUCCGAAAGAACUUGUAAAUCAAUGUCGUAACGGAUGUCCUGCGAAUAUCGAACAAUUUUGUUUGACUUGGAAAAUGUUGCAAAACUAUAAAAUACAAAAAAUAAGUGAGAAACUUAAUAGUACAUCCAUGGACUUGCUGAAUACAUCUGUUAGUUCGAGAGGUCGUAGAAUUGUACCUCCUUUGUCUUAUUGGACAGGUGAACGUAUAACUGUGAAAGAUAACAAUCUAGUUUAUAACCCGGGCAAUUCACAGGAAUCAUCAUUAGUUUCAACAACUGAAACUUCAAAAGAAGCUAUAAAAGAAACUAAAAAAUUGAGUCCUAAAAAAACAAAGAAGCAGGAAGCAAACUCCAAGAAUGUAUCAAAGGAACAAAAACUAUUCAAAUCGAAUGAAAUUUCUAAUUCAAGUAAAAAUGAAACCCUCGUUAUUGAGAAAAGUCAAUCUUCUAAUAAGUCAUAUAAGACUAAAGCUGCAAAUAACACAAAGAAAUCGUACAAAUCGCAUAAAUCUCGAAAAUCCCGGAUUAAUGGCAAACGAUAUGUAAAACAAAAUUUGACGUUCUCGUUGACCGAUUCUAGCGAAAAAGAGCAAGACGUAUCUCCGCAAAAGCGUAUGUGCACUCAUCUAAACAAGAAAACAGGAACGCCGUCGCAAUAUACAAUGACAUUGAGGAAGCGACAAAGUAAAGACAUCCCCCAAUAGAAAUACGACCAAACUCCAGUAAUUUACAUAGCUUUAUUUAAUGCGUUUUAUUUAAACGAUGCAAUGUUGCAUUGCUUGAUUCAUAUUAUGAUAUAUGUGACUAUAGAC